UCGAGGCACUGGGGGCUAGAUGAGGGACAGGUCUUGGACAAUCAUUUGCCCUGCCACUUGGAAGGAGAUGCCUCUCAAGUCUCCAGCCCCUGCUGCUCCUCUCGCUCCCUUGGGAGGUGGUAGGGUCCAUGGGAAUGGAAGUGGAGCUAGGUCUUUGUAGUCAGUAGAUACUAUGGCUUGCUUGCUUUGGAUAUUUAAUCCUUUCCCACAUAAACAGCCUUGGUUAUCCCAGUUAACAUCUUACCUGGACUCCAAUAAAUUUGAUUUUCUCAUGUUGGCUACAGAGCAGGUUGGGCUGUAUGUGUGUAUGUGUAUGUAUGUGUGUGUGUAGAGCUAUGACCAAAGUAUGUGUGCGUGUGUGUGUGUGUGUGUGUGUGUGUAGAGCUAUGACCAGAGACUUCAAACACUGGGUGGUUUACAGGACCACAGGGAAUCUGGGAAACCUGAUACCAUCAGAUACCAAGAAUAUUAUACUGUGUAUAUUAUGUGUUAUCCAUACAAAUCACAUUUGCACCUUCUAACACCCCCCAAAAGAAGUCUUCACAAACAAGAGGUGGGAAAAUGACAAAGCUUUUUUAAUGGUGGGGAAACAGAGGAAGGGCUAUGGGCUGCUCAAUUCGUUCAGGCAGCAGGACUGCAUAUGAUGACAGGCUAGAUCCUCUCAAAAGCCAUCAGUAGUGUGCCCCUAGGUGAUCAUGGGAAACACUGGCAGGGGACCCAUGAGUCUAAGAUUUGUCAAAUCUAGCCUGGUCAAUGUGAGGAUGACUGCAAAGGAGGGGCCAGUGUUCUUGCUUUGGGGCCAGCUGGGGCCUGAGUCAUAGCAGGACCUUGAAGCCAGAAGUUUAAGGACAAGUUGGUGCACAUUGUCAUAAGACAAUGACAGGUGGCAGCUGCUUCCCUACCAGGGAAAGAAUGUUGUGGGGGCCUGAAUAAGCGCUUUGUGAGCCUGGGGCUUCCUACAAAAGUUGGUAGGAAGGGUGUUCUGAGCACUAAGGCAGCUUGUGAAAGCUAGCUAGGGAUCGAUGAUCACUUCAGCUCUUACCUUAGGCCUCACUAAGGGUAGUGGGUCUAGCCAGUACCUUCCUGAGGCCUCAACUUUUAGAGUGAGGAGAGUCCUCUAAUUACUCUCCUUAUCCAAAAGUUGUGUGGGGCUGUGAUAAAAGUUAAGGAAGUUUAUGAGCUGUAACUGACCAAGCCAAGGGGGAGUUUCCUUAAGGUGACAAGAGUUGGGGAUGAUGAUACUGCAAGAUCUGAGUUCCCUGGCCUAAAGGUCUAGUUUCCUGGCUGGCACUGUGAACCACAGGCUAGCCCUUGAUCUCCAUCUCAGGUAAGACCCCACAGGGCCAAAGUUUUCUCACUUAUGAUAGGUGGAGUUGGGUCUAGCUGCUGGCUCCUUUCCAAUGUCAGGCUUGCCUUCCUCUCACCUGCCUGUUAAUCAAAGCCUGGAGUCCUACCGAGGCGGCACUCCACUGGUGCCUAGGGGCUUCAUCCCUGUAGGGCUCAGGAUUUACGUCUCUUGCUCCCAACGCCUCUGGCUCUAGAGUGGACGCUGGCGCUUUAAGACACUUUGACCCCAAGGCAUCCCAGGCGGGGCGGGGACAGUGCAGGCACCACCAGCAGAGGCACUGCGCGGGAGGCAGUUCUAGGUGUUCGGCCCACCAUGCUGACCACGCUCGCCCGGCCAGCCCUUCCUGGGCUCUCAAGGCGGCUACCUGUCGACACUGCGCGGCGUCAGGACUCCUCUGGUUCGUCUGGCUCCUAUCACACAGCUCCGGGUUCACCGGAGCCCCCGGACGUUGGGCCGGACGCAGAAGGCCGGGCGAAUUGGCUCUGGGUGGCCCCUGGGCGGGGGGCGGGCUCACAGCCUCUCCUGUCCGUCAGCGCCCAGAAUAGCCGCCAGCAGCACUGCUCCGGCUCGGGUUUCCCACGAGGCCCGGACUCCGGGCCGCCGCCAACCCGGCCCCAGCUGCGCAUGCUGCCGUCGGGGGAGAUGGAAGUCAUCUUCGGAGCCCCGCCGCUGUUCAGCCGCUCCGACGCGGAGGAUCUCGAGGUGCAACAGCUCACGGUGCCCGCCUUCAGGAAUCCCUCACUGCCGGGGUCAGCAUCUCCUGUCCCCGUCUCGCCGCAGCCCCAGACCCCCGACGGGGGCUCUCGCUGGGCCACCUACCUGGAGCUGCGGCCCCGGGGGCCGAGCCCUGCAGUCUCGGGGCAGUUCGAGUGUGUAGAGGUGGCAUUGGAAGAGCACUCCGCGCCUGUUAGGCCGCGCACCGUGCCGAAGCGUCAGAUCGAGCUGCGUCCACGGCCCCGGAGUCCCUCACAGGAGACCGGAGCGCCGCACCCCCGACUGCUCCUGCGCACCGGCUCCCUAGACGAGUCGCUGAGUCGCUUGCAGGCCGCUGCCGGCAUCGUGCAGGCCGCGCUGGCCAGAAAACUGACCCCUGCAGUCCUGGCCCCAAGCAAAGCCACUUUUAGAUCCACGGGGAAGCCAGAGCCUACGGCUCAAACUGCACGCAACACUCGCGUGGUCCAAGAAGAGGCCAAAGCUCGGGCACCUCGUGCACACGACAGUUCGGCCCCCUCCAGAGCCCCACGACCUUGGCCCAGCCUACGAGAGCGUGCGAUUCGGCGCGACAAGCCGGCCCCCGGGACUGAGCCGCUUGGUCCAGUUAGUUCCAGCAUCUUUCUGCAGUCAGAGGAGAAACUCCAGGAUGCGCGCAACCAGGAACCCAAGAUUCAGUUCCCUCAUGAGAUUCCUGAUCGAACCAUCCCGAGGGCACACAGUCCACCUUUCCAACCUAGAGCCUCCUGUGUGGUUCCCAGUAGGGAUGUGCGGCCGAGAAGCCAGUCUCCUCCAUGGCAGUCUCCAAAUGGGGCCAUACAAGGUCCUCGCUGCCCGUCUCCCCAGAAUCUCUCCCGGCCACACAGGACUGUUUGGAGAGUGAGUAGCCCAUCCUUCCCUGAAGGAUACUCUGCGUGGGAAAAUCGGAAUGCCGCCGUCAAGGAAAACGUCAGCAGGAGCCCUUCCCCUCCACCUCUUUCCCUGAGGACUCAGGGUGUUGCUAGAGCCAGGAGCCCGUCUCCUGAAGCUCCUUCUCAGUGGAAAGUUCCGCAUCCGACAGGUGGGGAUGCAGCAGAGUGGUAUAGAGACCAGUCCGCGCCAGCCUUGCUCCAGUGGGAGUCACCAGAUCGCCCUACAGGAAAGGGUAGUCCAUCACCUCGAGAGACAUGGAGUCCUACUAUGCAGGGGUCGUCGAUGGUAUUAACGCAGGGAGCUACGAAUGGUCUCGCUCAGGAGCUGGAGCGGCCUACACCAUCAGCACACGCGACUCCAGAACUAGCAGAGGUACAGAGUCCACCCACACGGGAGAAACCGGAUGCUGCCUUCCGAGGCAGUCAGCCAUUGCUAGAGGUAGAUGCACCUGAGCGGCCCCCAAGUCAUCUCGUAAGCAUCCGGGAUGACGAUGUGCGCCCUGAAGCCUUGGGCGCGGGAGAAGAGGUUUCAGGACGCCGGCACUCCACCAUUCCGCGGCCGCGCGACGUGCGCAAGAUAGUUAAGACCACGUUCGCGCCAAGCUUUCCUGCGGGGACCCAAGGCUCAGGGCGCCCAGCGCCUCCUGUCGACACCUGCGGGGAAGAGGUCUACGGCUCCAAAAUGCAGGAGCCCCCUGCGCUGGAGCCCCGCGCGCCGGCUCACUACACUUCCGUCUUUCUCAAGGACUUUCUGCCGGUAGUGCCGCAUCCCUACGAGUCUCCAGAACCUUUGCUCCAGGCAGUCCCCAGGGACGCCUCGCAGUCCAGCAGGGUCCCGAGACGAAGGGCAGAGAACAGCACGGCGAAACCCUUCGCACGCAGUGAGAUCCGCUUGCCCGGUGCCCUGGCCUUGGGCCGGCGGCCUGAGAGAACACCGGGAGUCCGAGGGCGCGGUCCUGGGGGAAAGAACCGGGAUGCUGAGGCUCAGUGCCUAGUCCCGGACCGCGAGGGUCGGACCAGCUCGGUAGGCACUGCUCGCAUCACCACGCAGCAGUCUGCUCUAGCAGGGAUGCGACCGCCCCGCCCCGGCUCCCCGCAGGCGUGCCCCAACUCGAGCCCGGGCAAGGCACCCAAACUGGAGACACCUCCUACGCCCCCAGAGCCGGCAGCCGCCGUCCUGGCGGCCCUCCAGCAGGAAGCUCAGGCGUCGGCGACCAGGACCGCCGGGCCCCAGCCGCGAGCUGCCUCGGCGCCUCCCACGGAUCGGCUCCCCCCUCCAUCUUCCCAGGGGAUGCGGAGGCCGCAAGGAGCCGCGCCCGCCGGGAAGGUCCUAGUGGACCCGGAGAGCGGUCGUUACUAUUUUGUGGAGGCGCCGCAGCAGCCAAGGCUGCGGCUUCUCUUCGACCCGGAAAGCGGGCAGUAUGUGGAGGUGUUGUUGCCGUCCUCGUCCCCAGGGCCACCACGCCAUUCCUACACCCCGUUGGCCAUCGGGCCUGGCCUCUACCCGCCCGUCUAUGGGCCUGUAUCUGGCUUGUCACUGCCUCCUUCCCCAAACCUGCCGGCUCUCGGCAGCUCCCAACUACCCUGGGCCCCUGAGACUGGGCCUUUAGAUGGAAUGCAUUACAUGCCUGUGAGCGGGACCCGCAGUCCGGCUCCACCGCUGCUAUUCUGUGCCCCGCCCUCCAGCUCUGGACCCAUCCAGCCCAGCAAGGGGUUUCCCUUGUGAAACCCCAAGGCGUGAUCCCCAUGGAGUUGGGACCCCUAGAUGGCUUUUGGAAGUUCUGGUUCCCAGUCCCAUGUACUCAUUUAUUCCCAUCAACUCUUUUCUUUGGUCAGUUCCUCUAGUCAUCAGACUAGAAGUGACUUUAAGAAAAUGUAUCUGAUACCUGGGCUGAUGGUGCUGGAGCUCAGGAAGUGGUUGCCUACUUCCGGUUCCCAAGCAUUCCCAGGUGUGGUGUAUCUGCGUAUGUAGGCAGGCAAGUAUGUCACAGUGAGAAGCCAGCCCGAAGAGGUGUUGGGGUUUCCCAGGAUAGGCCAUAUGGGAGCAGCAGAAACAGGGCCACCUGUUGUGGUAAGAUGUUUGUACCUCCCUGACGGUGGGCCCAGCCGAUGCGGAGCAGGGCAGUGGGUGCUGCUGUGAUGGAGAGGGUCGGGAUUUGAGAUCUGGCCUUGGAGGCUAUGGGAGAAGCAGUUAGUGUGGCCCCAGGCCAGGCUUUGUGGGAGAAAGGGAGCUGUCAGGACAGUAGGUGGAAGUAGAGCUAGGAGCUCUUUAAGGGCUUGGAAGGUCAGCAUUAAAUUAGAGGUGGGAGGACUGGAGUGAGGUGGUCCCCGAUUGCUGUGUCCCUGUAAGGUAGAGGAGAAGAAAAGACAAAGGAACUUGCAACUCAACGACAGCACAGUCUGUUUGGGAAAAGGCCUGCAGAAGGGUGGUCUCUAGUGUGAGAAUCAGAGAGCCUACAGUCUGCCUUCAGACUGGGUAGUUGUAGGGCAGAAGGGAGAAAGAUUGAAAUUUUUCCUUUUUGGCUCUGUGUUGGCUGUUGCUAUGGGUAGUUAGGGAAAUAUGGUAAGUGGUGAAUUAAAGGAUGUCAGGUGGCCAAUAAACAUUUUUCUUGGCCAGUCAUUACUUGAGGUCAAUAGGACAGGAAGGACAAGAAUCUAGUAAAAUAAGUUACUUUAGUUUUGGAAAUUGUCAUUGUUUAAUCAAAAUGGAGAUUUACAAAAUGGUGUGACCAGGGAUAACAGUCCAACAGAGAACCUAGCUCCUCCUUCCUUCUGCCUCAGUGUCUGUUUUCUCCAGACUCCCAGAGCUCAGCUAGCUCAUCCUGAAGGUGGGGGACUCAGGCAUCCCAAACAGGCAAGUGAAAUGAAUCACCAGGAAUGACGGGGAGAAAGGUUGGGCUGUUGUCCCAGGGGAGCCUCUUACUCUGGGUGGCUGCAGGGUGGGCUGGGACUGAUAUAGGAGGGAUGUUCCUGUGUGGAGUAGGCCAGAGGGGCCUGAUACUUGAGCAGAUUCUACUCUGCAUGCACAACAAUGCCCAGAGAGUGGCUGACCCUGCAGGCUGGUCAGAGCAUGGGAAAGACCCCCAAACCUGUGCUCCAACUGCCCUGGGCCAGGGGAAAGCUGAGGGAGCUGAAUGUGUUCUCCAUGAGACAGAGGUGGUCUGCAUGGGGGUCUGGGUAUAAUUUUUAACCUAAAAUGACUGGGCCUUGCUGGAGGGGGUGUGAUGUGAAGUAUUUGGAGGACAGUUCCCAUUAGAAGCAGUGUUAGGGUUGAGGAUUGAUAUCUUUCUGAUUCCAAGCUUAUUCAGGCCAAGAUCCCUUGGAGCCUCUAUCAGCCUUGCCCUGGACUGGAAACUAAGAAACUGAGUCAGAAUGACCUGGACAUCUCUACCAGAAGCAUUGGUCUCAAUGGCAUAGAGGGACUUGGGCCCACCCCUGGGUUCUUCACCUAAUCCUGGUGUGCAAUAAACGGCUGACCAUGGAACCAUGGUGGCUGAAAUGAUAAA
Messenger RNA from Nannospalax galili (Upper Galilee mountains blind mole rat), 6476 nucleotides. RefSeq names its product proline rich basic protein 1 (gene Prob1). The record is from RefSeq and is a predicted model, not a curated record. The coding region runs from base 1661 to 4696 and encodes 1011 amino acids. The transcript has a single exon. Gene Ontology annotation, cellular component: nucleoplasm. NCBI's taxonomy places the organism in Eukaryota, Metazoa, Chordata, Mammalia, Rodentia, Spalacidae.